GAAUCGUUUAUUAAAGAACAACUUUGCAUCAGUAACAUUCUUCAGGUUUGUAUCUGACGUCAGUAAAUUACACAACUUCAAUAAAUUCAUAAUUAUAUGGACCUUCUAUGUCAAUGUCGGCAACAUGUAUUAUCUGGCUUGACGUAAUGCAUACAAGCGUUUGGUGAUCCUUCCUUUAUUGUGCCCCUCACAGGCGUCCACAGUUUCCCCAAACACAUCCUAACAGACAAUUUUCAACACUAUGGUUUAUGAUGUAAUAAUUUUCCUGUCGGCCGCAGCUUUCAAACUUAUAUGAACAUGCUGACCAGGAAAAGGGUAAUUGCAAUGUCUCCUAGCAGCGUUAAAUGGAAAGUACUACAUAAUAAAGGCGUUAUUUUUGUCGCGCGCUAAUUAAUAAUAUUCACCAGAGCGGGAAAUUUACAGGAAGUAGUUAAUCUGUCCACUUCAGACCUCUUCAUCACCAGUCAUAAGUCCUUAUUGCAGUAAUUAUUGGCAGCUUUAUUUCUGUCAGACAAUAUGCAGUGCGAAUUUCCGAUGCAAUCAUACCAGUCAGCGAAUAUGAAGCAUGCACGGUUACUCAGAGAUCCGCUUGACCUGAUAAACUCAGGUGCAGAGGUUGGGGGAUUACGCCAAAGGUAAAGAGACGAUACCACAGUGACGUAGCGGUAAUAAUAACUGGGACAAAGCAGGAGAAUAUAAAAGCUCUAGAGUCACAACAUGCACUCCAAAUCUCGUCUGCGAGGAACAACAGUCUACCUAAGAGGAAACAUCAGAGAAUCCACACGUCUGCCUGCAGGAUGAAGUUCCUAACUCUGCUUGCUGUGAUGUCCUGCUGCUGUUUUCUGAGCGGCCAGGCGAUGCAUCUCGCUCGCCCGCGCCCCAAGCCUUUAGACAGCUCCGUCACCUGGAACGACCUCUUCACGAUGACUAAACAUGCACAGAUGGAAGAUACAGACCACGAAACCAGACUGCUUCCAGUGUUCUCCGAGGUUAUGCUAAAAGAUGAGAAUUCUUGUUGUGUCAACGUCAUGAUCCUGAAUUACUAUCUAAAGCACAUCUUGCAUGCAGAUGAGCAUGUUGAUAAAAAAUACCCACACAUUCGUUUUGUGAGGUCUGACCUGCAGAGGAUCGCACAAGUUUUGAAGCCACACUGUGAAAGCGUCGACUUCGCAGACCAUGUGCAUGUUAAGGAAUUCGAGAAGAACUAUAAAACUGCCAGUGAACAGGAACAUGAGAAAACUCGUAACAAAGCAGUUGGAGAGACGAUUAUUCUCUUCCACUACCUCUUUGAAUCAUGCAGUGCAAGAAUAUGACUCUGAAACUCUCCUCCGCAGUAUUGCCAUCUGUGUUUUUUUAUAUUCAAAGGAUUAUUUAUUAUGGACUUAUUUAUUUUAGAUAUUUAUUGUAUGCUAUAUUUUAGAUAUUUAUUGUAUGCUAUAUAGAUUUUUAAGAAUGGCACGGAAACUGUGCUUUCAUGCUAUGUGUUAUAAAGUCACAUUUGUGGCUGUUGUUGUGGCUGACUUGGACUAAACAUCCCAAGACAGACCACUACAAAGUAAAUGCAUUAUAAAAGCAUUAACACACCAAGAAAAAAAAAAAAAAAAAUGAAUUUAAUAUUUUU
Molecule: messenger RNA, 1621 nt
Organism: Onychostoma macrolepis
Lineage: Eukaryota; Metazoa; Chordata; Actinopteri; Cypriniformes; Cyprinidae
Gene: il22
Product: interleukin 22
Exons: 5
Coding region: 798-1313 (171 amino acids)
Cellular component (GO): extracellular region
Source: RefSeq, a predicted model, not a curated record